AUCUACAAGUGUGAGGAUGGGUGUAACCAGCGCGUGACUGCGUGAGCUGAAAGGUUCCAUUCAAACGCAGAUCUGCGGCUAAACAGAAACCAGAGGAGGAGGGUUUGGUUUGAAUCGGAGCGCACACACGUGUUUCUGUCCACACUUACGGGGAGAAAUGGCAGAGAAAGGCGUCCUUCUGGAUAAAAAGACCUGUUGUUUGAUCUGUUUGGAUUUGUUAAAGGAUCCGGUGACUGUUUCCUGUGGUCACAGCUACUGUACCAACUGCAUUAAUUCCCACUGGGAUAAGGAGGACAGGAAUGCCACCUACAGCUGCCCAAAGUGCAGGAAGUCCUUCACAGCGCGGCCUGACCUGGCAGCAAACACCACGUUAGAAGAGUUGGUGGAGGAGCUGAAGAACAGUGGACUUAAUGUGGGAAUGAACGGUGACGGUCAGACCGAGCUGGGGUCAAGCAGGCAAAAAAUCAAGCAGAGAAUCGAGACCAGACAAAAGGACGUGAAGCUGCUUAAGCUGGAGGUGGAGAAAAUCAAUCUGUCUGCUGAUAAAGCCCUGAAGGAGAGCAGGAGCGUUUUUGAUCAACUCACCCAGCAGAUCAAAAAAAGAAGCUUUGAUGUGAUGUAUCGGAUCAGAUCCCUGCAGAAAGCCGAACAGAAUCGAAUCAAAGAGCUUCAGCAGGAGCUGGAGCAGGAGAUCACUGACCUGAAAAGGAAAGACGCUGAACUGGAGGAGCUCUCACACACAGAGGAUCACAACCAGUUACUGCAUCGCCUUCCUUCAUUCACUCAUCCACCUACAGAGUUACCCAGAACCAAAAUCCUUCCUCUGAGCUUCUUUGAGGAUGUGACAGCAGCUGUGUCCAAGCUCAGAGCUAAAGUACAGGACAUCCUGAGGGACACCUGGGUGGAUGUUUCACCCGUGGUUGAUGUAAACCCACAAACAGAGCCAAAGUCCAGAGCUGACUUCUUAAAAUAUUCAUUCCAAAUCACGCUGGAUCCCAACACCAUAAACACACAGCUGUCAUUAUCAGAGGGGAACAGGAGAGCGACGUUAAUGAGAGAGGAGCAGUCUUAUCCUACUCACCCGGACAGAUUCAUUAGGUGGAGGCAGGUCCUGAGUAACCAGAGCCUGACCGGCCGUCGUUACUGGGAGGUGGAGUGGUGCAGGAAGAGAGUCACAGUGGCGCUGGCAUACAAAGAUAUCAGCAGAGAGGGGUCCAUGAACGAGUGCGCGUUUGGAUUCAACGACAAGUCCUGGGCGCUGGAGUGUAACUGCAGCAGCAGCUACAAAUUCAUACACAACGGCGUGAAAACAGCCGUCUCGGGCCCGUGGACGUCCCGGCUCGGAGUGUACCUGGAUCACAGUGCAGGUGUCCUGGCUUUCUACAGCGUCUCUGAAAGCAUGACUCUCCUCCACAGAGUCCAGACCACAUUCAAUCAGCCGCUCUAUGCUGGACUCUGGUUCAGUGGAUAUCACAGAGCCACUGCAGAGUUCAUUGAGCUCGGAGCAUAAAUGAGACGACCUGCAAGAUUUUUUUUUUUUCUUUUUAUCAUCAUUGUUACAGUUCAAGAAUAAGAAGCGGUAUUCAAGACUUGCAAGUAUCUAGAGACACAGUAUUCUAUGACAACAGUGACUUUUUAUUUCACCUCCUCCUCCACACCAUCAUCAUCAUCACCACCUGACCUCCUUUUAGUCUUUGUUUUGUUUUUUUGGUAGCUGAAGAGUUUAGGAAAUGCUGUUUAGACUUAUUAUGUAAAACAGAGUAAAGUACAAAGUAGAUUUACUCACGGCAGUAAAAUAAUGCCUGAAUCUGCUAUAUUUUUAUAUAUGAUGUUAUUAGAGUCCUGAAACUGAUGCAUCCAAGUGGAAGCAGCAAUUUAAUUUGUGUCUCAGUGGUUUGAUCUGCUUUAUGUAGACUUAGAUUUUCAGUGGGUUUGCAAAGAGAAACAAAUGGAUGAGAGGAAAUUUAAAACAGUUCUGAUGCCAGAUUUUCUUUUCGUGUUUAGUACGGUUCUAUAAUCUCUGUGGAUCAUUUGAUAACUUUAAAUGUCUUUGUUCCAACUUGGAGUUAUUGGAGCUUUUCAUGUUUUUAAUAUGACUUCGUAUGUAAAUUGUUCCAGACCUGCAGCUAAGAUACUCGAGUAUCUUCAAAUUUGAAGCUGAGUAUUACUUCCAUACUUUCCUCCACUGCUGAUGACCUUGUUACCUGCUGCUCCCUGUUAAUGAUCAGCCUCAGUUCUGAUAGUAAACUGUUGGCUCUCGUUCUGUCAGGUUGUUGCUCAGUGACGUCUUGUUUUCAUUUUCAAAUGUCUUCUUUUAACUCUUUGCUUUUGUUUCUGGUUUGUCUCCUUGAAUUUUACAAUUAAACUUUAAAUGCAUCACGUGUGUUUCAUCAUUGGAUGUUUAUAGUUGUGACUCUUUGAUUUGCUGUGUUGCUCUUAAGCAGUAUAUGUUUACAAUAAGUUAGUAUCAUAGUAUACCACACAAUAUGAGUACUUUUGUUUAACUGAAGUUAUCACUAUUAUCAUUCUCACUGUUCAGAUCACGUUUUUCAUGUAAAGAUGGAAAUAAACACUGAGUCAGAGCGUUGCUGCUGGUCAGUCAGUAUAUUAACAGAACAUGGUUCAUAAAACUGCUCCUACAACUGUUUUUGAAUCAUU
Molecule: messenger RNA, 2658 nt
Organism: Haplochromis burtoni (Burton's mouthbrooder)
Lineage: Eukaryota; Metazoa; Chordata; Actinopteri; Cichliformes; Cichlidae
Product: tripartite motif-containing protein 16-like protein
Exons: 1
Coding region: 158-1510 (450 amino acids)
Molecular function (GO): protein binding
Source: RefSeq, a predicted model, not a curated record